Anopheles merus is the source of this 2021-nucleotide messenger RNA. Its product is annotated as protein limb expression 1 homolog. Lineage: Eukaryota; Metazoa; Arthropoda; Insecta; Diptera; Culicidae. Gene Ontology annotation, cellular component: cytoplasm. The transcript is spliced from 5 exons. Gene Ontology annotation, biological process: autophagosome maturation. Bases 791 to 1591 code for a protein of 266 amino acids. The record is from RefSeq and is a predicted model, not a curated record.
GAGCGUAUGCUUUUAUGUUUCUCCACUUUUUAGGUUCUUUAGUCUUUUAACUAUAUCGUUGGAGCGUUGACGCGUGUAAGAUUCGUCGCGAUUUCGGCGUGAUUUUCUGUUUCUGCUUGUUUUCACGGGCGGAGUGAGAGGUGGUGGGAGUGAGAGGGCUUUCAGUGGGAGAGUGUGUUCGGUUUUUCCUGCCACGGGUUUUCACGGGAACUCCCGUCGGGCCGGGACUGUUUGGUGAAUCGAUCGAUCGCGGUGCGCGUUGUUUGUGUGGAAAAAUCGUGUCCUCUCCGCGCUUUCCUUUCCCCACAGCCGUGUGCGCCGUGCCGUUCGAUUGUUACGUGACACGAGUUAUCCUUUGCUGCAAGUUAUCCUAUUCCAAUGAUAACGUUUCAACAGUGGUGAGGGUUGUGUAUGAAAAUAACAAGCAGAGGAAAGCAACAAACACAAAACCCGGUAACACCAAACCCCAUUUUCUAGCGAGUUGUUGUGUGAUGUUGAGCCCGGAAGAGGUUCAUCUUCUGAAUGAACACCUAACAGCAACAUUCAGAAACGUGCGUGCGUACGAUAGAAACCACCGGUGUACGGUUGUGUCAGUGUAACGGGGUCUUCGCUACCAGCUGCUACUGGUGUGGUAGGGGUUUAUUACAAGGGACAGAAGCAGCAGCACGGCCAAGGUGUGCAGCACGCGCAACGAUACACUCUUUCGUGCCUGACCCGCUGCGACGAACUCACCGCACCGCAAAAGGUUCUGCCUGUAAACAGUAAACUAUUCCGCAAACCCACUGCCAAGAUGAUGGUCUACCCGGAAGAACCGAUCUGGUCCAUUCCACACAUUCCGGCACUGUACGAUGAUGGCGAUUACGGUGUGAACGUCGUCGAAGCACUGCAAGAGUUCUGGCAAAUGAAGGCAGCGCGCGGAGCGGACCUGAAGAAUGGCGCACUAGUGAUAUACGAAUCGAUUCCGUCCACCAGCCAACCGUACGUGUGCUACGUGACCCUGCCCGGUGGAAGCUGUUUUGGGAGUUUUCAGAACUGCCCCACGAAAGCAGAAGCACGGCGAAGCUCCGCGAAGAUAGCUUUAAUGAAUUCCGUAUUCAACGAACACCCGUCCCGGCGCAUCAGCGAUGAUUUCAUCGAGAAGGCGGUCACCGAGGCGCGUGCCUCGUUCAAGGGCGAUCAGAACCAGGAGGACGACGGGCCCGACACCGGCAUCGGAGCGUUCAGAUUCAUGCUGGAAACCAACAAAGGCCGCACCAUGCUCGAGUUCCAGGAGCUGAUGACCGUGUUCCAGCUGCUGCACUGGAACGGUUCGCUGAAGGCGAUGCGCGAACGGCAGUGCUCGCGGCAGGAGGUGGUCGCCCACUACUCGAACCGAUCGCUGGACGACGAGAUGCGCCAGCAGAUGGCGCUCGACUGGAUCGAGCGGGAGCACGAAAACCCCGGCCUGCUCAGCCGGGAGCUGGCUAUAGCCGAGAGAGAACUAGAGACUGCCCGUCUGGCGGGCCGGGAGCUGCGGUUCCCCAAGGAGAAGAAGGACAUCCUGCAGAUGGCGCACAACCAGCUGACCGGGGGCAGCAACAUCAACAGCUGAACCAGUCGCCUGCUGCCAUUUUUGUUUCUUCUCCCCCUCCGAUCCCGCUUUCACCCCACUUCAACAUCCCGCGGUGGCCGCGGACGCAUCUAACGCAAGCAAGCUAAUUUUAACUUACAUAUUAUUAUUAUUUUUUGUUAGGCAUUGUUUUUUUUUAUAUGAAUCCGAUUAACGGCAACACAUUGCACACAUACAUGGCCGAUGACGACGCCGACAGUAGUGGGUAGUUGACAGGCACGGCGUUACGGAAAUGGAAAAGCAUGUAGUAGAUCUCUGCUACCUGAACGAUUUUGUUUUAGCUGCUUUCGAUUACAUUCGAUUUUAUAGCAAACGCUGUGUGCUAAGCACGACUCCACUAUCAUCAUCACAUCGAUCAUCAGAUUGUUAGGCGUUAAAAUAUCGAUCGAUGUCGUAUGGCAAGUAACAAAAG